AUGGCAGCUUCGAAAGAAGAAAUAAACAUCCUAUUACUCGGUGAAACUGGAGCAGGAAAAUCUACAUUCAUAAACGCCCUCGCAAAUUAUUUUAAAUUUAAUAGUUUCAAUGAUGCAAUUUUCGGUGACAUAGACGUAUUAAUCACAUCCAGAUUUACGAUAACAAACGAUGACUACGAAAUGCAAACGAUAACGGUAACUAGCGAAGAUGAAGAUGAAUAUUACAUAGUGGAUAAAGUAGGGGAGUCAUCUACUCAAAAAUGUGGUGUUUACGUGUUUGAAGCAGAUGGAGGUAGAGUUAUAAGAUUGAUUGAUACACCUGGUAUAGGCGAUACCAGAGGGAUUAAACACGAUGAAAAAAAUUUUGAAAAUAUCUUAAAGAAUAUAAGUCAACACGAAUAUCUGAAUGGGAUCUGUAUACUCCUUAAACCUAAUAAUGCACGAAUGAAUAUAACAUUUAAAUUUUGCAUACAAGAGUUAUUAUCACAUCUUCAUAAAAAUGCUAAGGACAAUAUUGUCUUCUGUUUUACAAACACGAGAGGAACAUUCUUUCGCCCAGGAGAUACACUCCCAGUAUUAAAGAGACAACUCCAGGAAUUUAAAGAAAAAUUUGAAAUCGAAAUAAACAUUCAUAAAGAUAUUAUAUAUUGUUUUGAUAAUGAACCAUUUAGAUUUCUGGCAGCAAAUAAGAAAGGAAUGAAAUUUACAGAUGAUGAAAAGGAAAACUUCGCAUCUAGUUGGGAAAAAUCUGCGAAAGAAUCCGAGAGACUUCUUAGGCACAUUAAAAACUGUACACCUCAUAAAAUAAUUGAUACAGUAUCACUCAACAAUGCCAAACAAACAGUGCUAUUACUUCGCGAACCUCUUGCAGAAAUAGGCAAAAAUAUCCAAGAAAACAUUGUUGAAAUUAGAAAGCUAAAAGAAGAAAUACAAAGAAAUGAUUUCACUAAUCAGGAGCUUAAAAAUAAGUUGUAUGUUCCACAUAUAGAGCUUAAGAUAAUACCAUUAGAUCGACCUAAAAUUGUAUGCAACAGUAGCGAAUGUCAAGCACAUUAUAUCGGUACAACAACGAGAAUCUGCCAUGUUAAAUGGAAAGACUUACACAAAUAUAUACUAGAUCUUUAUGGGACUAUGAUUUUUGGAAAAUGUGCAUCCUGUGGUUGCCCUGCGAAAAAUCAUAAAAUAAUUUAUUAUAAGAGCAUAACUGAAUAUUCAGAAAAUAUUGAUGAAAAUGUAGAAAAUGAACUAUCAGAAAACAAAAUAGAGCAAAUUUACAAACAAGAUCAUAUAAAAAUGCUCCAAGAAAAGAUCGACCAACUCAAAGAACAACAGGAUAAAGUCAAUCAAAUUAUAAUCAAGUUUACGCAAUUUCUAAUGCAAAAUGCAAUAGCUGCUUUCAAUGAUGCAUAUGUGGAAUAUCUUGAUUAUAUUAUACACCUUGAAAGAGAGAAGGCUAAUACUUCCGAAAAUUACGACAAUAAUAUUCUUGAAGCGCUAGAGGAAAUAAAAAUAAAUUAUGACGAAGAGGUGAAAGUUAUUAAAGAGAUGAUUGAAAAUAAUGAGUCCUCCUCGUGCUCGCUUUCUUCUGAGGACAUACUGGAGCUUGAACAACAAUUAUAUGACUUACCAAAUGUCGGUAAAUAUUUACAAGCUAUAAAAGAAGAAGAGAAAAAAGCAUUCAAGUAUCGAGAAAGACGUCACAAACUCACUAACAUGCUGAAUUCCUUAACAAAAGUUUUUACAAAAGCAAAUAUAUGGAAUUGUAGUUGA
Molecule: messenger RNA, 1770 nt
Organism: Dentiscutata erythropus
Lineage: Eukaryota; Fungi; Glomeromycota; Glomeromycetes; Diversisporales; Gigasporaceae
Source: the annotation of a GenBank genome assembly